UGACUGCCUGUUCUUUGUCUGUACGUACCGGUUGUGGAUCGACACGCAGUUAUAACGGUCCUAAAACAAUUUUGGAUUUUGUAGCUUCAGUCGCCGAAAAAUUCAGAGGAAACAUGUAUCGGCUCUUUGUGACGGUAAUCACGAUAAUCAACUUCGCGUCAAUCAACGCGGAGUUGCAUAGAAUUCCGUUACACAAGAGAUACACUGUUGAAAAAUUUCCGACGGAAACUAUGAUACGACUCCGUUCGAAUACGGCAAACGUACCUCUGAUUAAUUAUCUAAAUUUGGAAUACUACGGUACUAUCGAAAUUGGAACUCCACCGCAGACAUUUAAAAUACUUUUCGACACUGGUUCAUCAGAUCUCUGGGUGCCAUCCAAAGACUGCGACGUUAGCAAACCUGCUUGCU
Temnothorax curvispinosus is the source of this 408-nucleotide messenger RNA. Its product is annotated as cathepsin E-like. Gene Ontology annotation, molecular function: aspartic-type endopeptidase activity. NCBI's taxonomy places the organism in Eukaryota, Metazoa, Arthropoda, Insecta, Hymenoptera, Formicidae. Gene Ontology annotation, biological process: proteolysis. The record is from RefSeq and is a predicted model, not a curated record. The annotation marks the transcript as partial. The transcript has 2 exons.